This is a messenger RNA of Anopheles maculipalpis, 1236 nucleotides long. Its product is annotated as probable mitochondrial glutathione transporter SLC25A40. The record is from RefSeq and is a predicted model, not a curated record. The transcript has 3 exons. Lineage: Eukaryota; Metazoa; Arthropoda; Insecta; Diptera; Culicidae. Gene Ontology annotation, biological process: mitochondrial transmembrane transport. The coding region runs from base 19 to 1236 and encodes 405 amino acids.
AACACACACACAGCAACGAUGGCGCGUAGCCAUCAGAGCAGCAGUGGAUUGGCCGCAAUUGGAGAUGAUAUGGAUGAUAGUCGCUUUCGGAUCCGGCCUUAUCAGCAGAUUUUAUCGUCCUGUAGUGGUGCGUUGGUAACGUCGCUGUUCAUGACUCCGUUGGAUGUGGUGAAGACUCGCCUACAAGCACAGCAGAAAGUUUUGAUAUCCAACAAAUGCUAUCUGUAUUGCAAUGGUUUGAUGGAUCACAUCUGUCCAUGCGGCCCAAACGGUCCGCUUGGUCCGACGGCAGCCACCAAACGGCCGCUACACUUCAACGGCACGAUUGAUGCUUUUACCAAAAUCAGUCGCUAUGAGGGUGUACCAUCGCUCUGGUCCGGUCUCGGGCCUACUCUGAUACUGGCCCUUCCCACGACGGUAAUUUACUUUGUGGCGUACGAACAGUUUCGCAUCCGCCUGAAGGAACUGUACCAAAGAAGGAAGGGACGGGAUGCUGAACUACCCAUCUGGCUGCCGCUUCUGGCCGGUAGCUCGGCACGCGUUCUUGCCGUCACGAUCGUGAACCCGCUCGAGCUGAUACGCACGAAAAUGCAGUCGGAAAAGCUAAGCUACCGUGAGGUGGGUCAGGCCUUCCGCAGCAUGUUACGCGUGCAGGGCGUGUUUGGGCUGUGGAAAGGCUUCUUCCCGACGAUUCUGCGCGACGUACCGUUCAGUGGCAUAUAUUGGACGACGUACGAAUCCAUCAAGAAACGCUUCAACGUCAGCCAACCCACGUUUGCGUUCAGCUUUGCCGGUGGUGCUGUAUCCGGCGGUGUGGCCGCCUUUUUCACCGUACCGUUCGAUGUGGUCAAAACGCACCAGCAGAUCGCAUUCGGCGAGCAGUUCCUAUACGCCCAGAACGGAGAGAAAGGAGGGCCAGGCAAGAAAUCGUACAAAGCGAUCGGUACGUUCGAGACGAUGGGACGCAUCUUUCAAAUGAACGGUAUCCGAGGGCUGUUUGCCGGGUUAACGCCGCGUUUGGUAAAGGUGGCGCCCGCCUGUGCCAUCAUGAUCGCAUCGUUCGAGUAUGGGAAAAACUUUUUCUACCGCUACAAUGUGCAACGAUAUCAGGAGAGGAAGGACAAAGCGUCAGCGGCGGCGGCGGCUAGUGAGGCUGGUACCGUGGUUAGUAGUACGCCUUCUGCGAGCCUUGUCCCUUCGCCGGCGCACCGGGGACGUCAGAUAAACAAAUGUUGA